Poecile atricapillus (Black-capped chickadee) is the source of this 1522-nucleotide messenger RNA. RefSeq lists its product as uncharacterized. The transcript has 2 exons. Lineage: Eukaryota; Metazoa; Chordata; Aves; Passeriformes; Paridae. The record is from RefSeq and is a predicted model, not a curated record. The coding region runs from base 44 to 748 and encodes 234 amino acids.
GGCUCGCUUGAGAGUGAGGAGGCAGAAGCUAAUCCUCCUAACAAUGAUUUUCCUCUUGCAGCAUUUCUUCCUGCUGGCCACAGACUUAGUGCUCGCCAUGACCCUUUCCUGCCUCUUUUAUGCCUUCGCGUGCGUUUCCAUCGCGUUUCUGACCUGCUGCGUUAUCAUCUUCUCCUUUGGCACCGCGGAGAGGAAUGUUGAUGUGAAAAGGAGAGCAAUUGUAAUUCUUGUGUCCAACAGUUCCAUUGGGAGGAUGUUUGCAAGGAACCUGGAUAAAGCAGGUUUCGGGGUGUCUGCUGCACAAUGGUCUGCUCAAGAGGCGAGGACAGUGACAGAAGAGUGCUCAUCGAACAAGGAGGUAGCCCAGCUCCAUCUGACUGAAGAUGAGUAUCAGAAGACAGUGAAAACCUUCAUAGAAAGCCACUUAUCCCUGAAAGGCCCUGCAGAGGAAGGACAUUUUGGAAGUCAGAGCACGCACCAUGAAGCCUCCUGUACUGCAGACACCCUUGGAGGGGUGGUAGGGAACCCUAGCCAGCACCUGCUGCGGGCUGCAGCUAUUCAGGACACAGUUCUCUCAGGAUGCUCUUCUCCUCAGAAGCACCCAGUAGACCAGCAGUGCCUGUGCAAGUCUGCAUGGCCCAGGAUACAUCCCCCUAUUCACUGCCUGCCUGCAGGCUCCAGAAAUGGCUCCCUGCACACCAGCAGUGGGUUUCAGACUGAGUGCUCGGCUGCCUGCAUGAGAAUUUAGGCUCAUUUACCCUAGGAAAAUUACUCUGGUAAAACCUUCUAGUGUGGACAAGGCCUAAAAGCUCUCCAAGCUGAGUAUCAGCAUAAUUGUGUUCUGGAAAUGAAGAACAGAGGCUUUCUUAACCAGUAAUGAUCUGUGGGAGCUGGUGAUUUCUGUGGGCCCAUGCUGUUCUAAUUUGGCACAGUGAUACCUGUCUGUUUUUGCUCUUGACUACUUUGGUCCCUGUGCUAGUUAAAGGCUUUUUCGGGUGUCUUGUUGUUUUGACAGGGUGAUAUGUUGUAGGAUCCAUGAGGUUUUACUUUUAGGAUCUUCUGCAUAAUAUUCACAUCACAGAUGUGGAAAUGUAUUUCCCAAGUGCUGACCCAAUUGCAUGGCAGAUCAAAGCAGUAUGUUGGGAGGGGAAAAAUAUAAAAAUAAAAUAAAAAUAAAAUGAGAAAGAAAAACCUAGUUUUUUUCUUGGGUUUCUUUGUUAACAGUUUCAAGCGAGUGCUGAUAUUCAUUUUGCAAAAUUUACUAUGAUAUUUUUGGCAUAGGUGAAUGUGAACACUCACCACCAACUGACUGAUAAUGAAAUAAUUUAAACCAAAUCAAAAGCCUGCAUUAGUGGGUUCCCACAUGCAGUUUGGUCAGCAGGAUCUGAGAGAGAUCCUUCUCCUGGGCAGGAGAAGAGUUAAUGCUGUAGGGCAGAAGCAUUACACCAUCUUCUCCAUUUAAAAACUUCUCAUGCCCUUUGUGUAUGCAAUUUUUAGUUUCGAAAAAAAUGAACCUUUGCUG